Pestalotiopsis fici W106-1 is the source of this 1716-nucleotide messenger RNA. RefSeq lists its product as uncharacterized. The record is from RefSeq and is a predicted model, not a curated record. Lineage: Eukaryota; Fungi; Ascomycota; Sordariomycetes; Amphisphaeriales; Sporocadaceae. The transcript is spliced from 4 exons. Gene Ontology annotation, molecular function: 2 iron, 2 sulfur cluster binding; molybdenum ion binding; pyridoxal phosphate binding. Bases 1 to 1716 code for a protein of 571 amino acids.
AUGGCUCCAGCCGCAGACAUUGAUCUCGACGCUCCUUUCAAGGAGGAUAUUAUCCUUGAAGUUCGGAGUGGUAGAAUGAAGACCAUGCCUGGCUUGACCAUUCAAUCCGGAAUCGACAAGACGAAAUGUGAGGGCGUGGUGACAGUAAAUCAUCUUGGCAUUGACGGCGACGAGCACGAUCCUACGUUUCAUGGGGGAAGAGAUAAAGCCGUUCAUGGCUAUUGCUCGUCGCAUUACCCCCAAUGGCAGACUGAAUAUCCAGAGGCUUCUUCGCGGUUUGUUCCCGGAGGUUUUGGUGAGAAUCUAGUAACGGCGCACAUGAAUGAGCGCAAUGUGUGCAUUGGCGAUGUGAUCUCCGUAGGCGACCCAGAGACUGGGCUCCUCUUGCAGGUCUCGCUGCCGCGACAACCCUGCUUCAAGUUGAACCACCGAUUCCGCCUCAAGAACUUUGCGCCACAGACCUACACGCUCUCUCGUACCGGCUGGUAUUACCGCGUGCUCCGCCCCGGGCCACUCGAGGCCGGCAUGCCUAUUGCGCUCCACGAGCGCAGACACCCCAAGUGGACGAUUGAGCGACUGCAGGAGUACCUCCACCGGAAUCAAGACGACGCCGAGAUGAAUGAAGAACUCAGUCGCAUAGAGGAGAUGGGCGAUGAGGCACGAGGCGCUUUUGUGAAAAGAGUAGCCAAGGCCAAGGCCGCAGCAACUCGCAAGGAGCGAGCCGCCACCGAAGCAGCAGAAGAGUGGAAGAACUACAAGAUCAUCGAAAAGAAGCGACAGACGGACCGAAUCGCCAGCUUCAUCCUCGAGGCAGAGAAGCCCGAUCCCGACGCCACGAGCACCCUGCUAGGCGCCCACGCCCGCCUCAAGCUGCCGAGCGGACUGGUGCGUAGCUACUCGGUGGUCUCGGGCACCGCGAACCGUUUCGAGCUGGGCAUUGCCUUGGAGGAACCCAGCCGUGGGGGAUCGGCAUAUAUGCAUCAGGUUGCGGCCGAGGGCACCAUACUGCCCAUCUCGUCGCAACUGACCAGCGGCGUCCCGAUUUCAUCUGCAUCCUCUACACACACUUUCAUCGCGGGUGGCAUCGGUAUCACUGCCUUCUUGUCCAUGGUCUCCAUGUUCAAAAAAGUACACCUGAACACGACGCUCCACUACGCGGUCCGCUCCGACUCCGACAUACCGUUUCGUGACACGCUCGAUUCGCUCAGCCAGCCGGCGCCCAAUAAGGAUGGUAAGAUCGAGGACAGCUCCGUCCGGGUGGUGCUGUACCACAAAGAUCGUGGCGAGCGGAUGGACCUCGACAAGAUAUUCGGCGAGCUCGGCUGGAAUGGACAUGCCUACGUAUGCGGGCCGAGUAGACUCAUGGACGCUGCCCUGGUCGCGUCCAAGAAAGCUGGCCUUACUGAGGACGAUGUGCACUUUGAGGCGUUUGGCGCUGACACGACCGGCGACCCGUUCGAGGUUGAGGUCUUGAAUCGGGACAGUAAGAUGCUCAAGGUUGACGCAGAAGAAACGCUCUUGGAGGUGCUCCGACGAGAAUUCGGUACCGCACAAGUGGCGAGUAGCUGUGAAGUAGGAAAUUGUGGCACGUGCAAGGUCGCUUUGAAGAAAGGGAGAGUAGAACACAGGGGUUCAGCGCUGCCAGAGGGAGAGAAGGAUGACGCUCUGCUCAGUUGUGUUAGUCGAGGUCUCGGGAAGAUUAGUAUACACAUAUAA